Molecule: messenger RNA, 417 nt
Organism: Penicillium brasilianum
Lineage: Eukaryota; Fungi; Ascomycota; Eurotiomycetes; Eurotiales; Aspergillaceae
Source: the annotation of a GenBank genome assembly
AUGGCUGACGCAGAGCUCGAAGAGAUCAGGCGAGCUCGCCUUGCACAGCUCCAGCAGCAGCAGCAGCAGGGUGGCCAGCGCGGAGGGCCUAGCCAAGAAGGUGGCCAGGAAGAUCAGAGGAGGCAAGCCGAAUCUGACCGCCGUGCCGCCAUCAUGAGCCAAAUUCUCGACCCCGCCGCUGCCGAUCGUCUCGGCCGCAUCCGCCUCGUUAAGGAGUCUCGUGCCGUCGACAUCGAGAAUCGACUUAUGAUGCUAGCCCAGACCGGCCAGAUCCGUCAAAAGGUGACCGAGGAACAGCUGAAGGAGCUCCUGAACGCCGUGGCAGAAAACCAGCGCAAGGAAGAGGAGGAACACAAGAUUGUGAUUAGCCGGCGUAAAGGCGGCUGGGAUGACGAUGAUGAUUUGCUCGAUCUGUAG